AUGUUUCCAUAUAAACUUGACUACAACUCUUCCUCAUAUCUUGGCCUCAUAUACUACAUCAGAAACACAACAAAUCAUGCAAAUUCAGUAACUCCAACAGUUAGUUCAAUUCAUCCAGUUUACAGAUAUCUAGGUGAUGAUCAACAUUACAAAGUCAUUAAUGGAAUCUCAGAAACUUUUCAAUACGUAAAUGAUUCACAUAGAUGGGUUUCAAACGGAACUAACUACCAAUGGUACCAACUUGAUUUUAAAAAAUUUAAAAUAGCUCUCACAGGAUAUUAUCUAGUUACUUAUCGAGGACAUCAAAAAUAUUUCCAGAUCAUGGGAUCAAAUGAUGGAAUAAACUUUGAUCUUAUUGAAAACACAACAGUAAAUACAAUUCCCGAGAACAAUCUUACUUACGUUAAUAUUUCUAAUUCCAACUGGUAUAGCACAUUUAGAGUAAUGAAUGUUGGUGUGAGAUUUGAGGGCGGAAAUAAUAUAGCUUUUGAUCUUUAUCGUAUUGAAUUGUUUGGAUAUGUAACCAAAGAGUAUAUUUGUAGCGUUGUUAAUAGUAGAACACUUUGCAAUUUCUUUAUUGGAUAUAUCACUCCAUUUAUUUUGCAAUAA
This is a messenger RNA of Trichomonas vaginalis G3, 609 nucleotides long. RefSeq lists its product as uncharacterized. NCBI's taxonomy places the organism in Eukaryota, Parabasalia, Trichomonadida, Trichomonadidae. The record is from RefSeq and is a predicted model, not a curated record. The transcript has a single exon. The coding region runs from base 1 to 609 and encodes 202 amino acids.